This is a messenger RNA of Brenthis ino (lesser marbled fritillary), 360 nucleotides long. Lineage: Eukaryota; Metazoa; Arthropoda; Insecta; Lepidoptera; Nymphalidae. The record is from the annotation of a GenBank genome assembly.
AUGGCUGAUGAAGAGGUUAAUGGUGAUACCGAUGACAUACAACACGAAAAGGACAAAACUCAGAAAAAGGCUGCAAAACAUGAUAGUGGAGUAGCUGACUUAGAAAAAGUAACAGAUUAUGCUGAGGAAAAAGAAAUAUCAUCUCAAGACAUAUCUGGUGCUCUUUCAUUAAUUGGUGACCGCAGAAAUAAAGAAGCUGCAGAAAGACUUGAAAAAGAAAAAGAACUUCAAAAGGUGUCUGUCAGAAAGGAUGAUAUAGAAUUAAUAGUAAAAGAAAUGGAAAUAUCCAGGACGUUAGCAGAAAGAACUCUGAGAGAACAUAGAGGUGACUUGGUGGCGGCUCUGAUAACUCUAACUAAU